Molecule: messenger RNA, 6511 nt
Organism: Sander lucioperca (pikeperch)
Lineage: Eukaryota; Metazoa; Chordata; Actinopteri; Perciformes; Percidae
Product: band 4.1-like protein 1
Exons: 24
Coding region: 320-4117 (1265 amino acids)
Biological process (GO): cortical actin cytoskeleton organization
Cellular component (GO): cytoskeleton; plasma membrane
Molecular function (GO): structural molecule activity; actin binding
Source: RefSeq, a predicted model, not a curated record
GAAAAUCAGUAAAGCAAGUGGUAAGGCGCUGGGUGUCAUAAGCGGAGCUGUCCUCACAUAUCACGCACAACGUUAGGAGUUCCCUCGCUUACGGUGAAAACGCCCCUCUACUCUCUUCCUAGCGGUUCCCGUCCGUAAGCAUCUCUGCCGGCUUGUGCCUGUCUGCUGUCCCAGCCUGCAGGGCUACACCUCCCGUGGCAGAGGAAAGGCGCUCCGGGGCGGUGGCGUCCGUCUUCCAGUUUUCUGCGAUCUCAAUGAUCACAAUCUGGACUGAAGCUUGACACCCGGACCUGACAGGACAGGACUGCAAUCCAUUUCUAUGACAACAGAAACGGCUUUGGCUGGGGAAUUGAAGAGUGCAAUGGAGGGUGACGCCAUGAGAACCAAUCAGGUUCCUGAGGACCAGGGGGAUAUGGAUGAUAGCUCAGAGAAGACCCCCAGCAAAGCCUCCAAAUCCCCCCAGAAAAGCAGCAAGCGGCCCAAGACCGUCCCUGUCAAAAUCACUCUACUUGACGGCUCGGACUAUGAGGCUGGAGUCGAGAAAUUUGCCAGGGGCCAGACCCUGCUGGACAUGGUGUGUGGCCAUCUGAACCUGCUGGAGAGGGACUACUUUGGCUUGACUUUCCAGGACACAGACAACUCCAAGCAUUGGUUGGAUCCUUCCAAAGAGAUUAAGAAGCAAAUUCGGGUUGGUUCCUGGAUAUUUGGAUUUUCUGUCAAGUUCUACCCUCCAGACCCAUCUGUGCUCAUUGAAGACAUCACCAGGUACUACCUAUGCCUGCAGCUGAGGGACGACAUCCUGUCUGGUCGUCUGCCCUGCUCGUUUGUCACCCACGCCCUUCUGGGCUCCUACACUGUUCAGGCCGAACUGGGAGACUACGAGCCAGACGAACACGGCCCAGACUAUGUCAACGACUUCCGCUUUGCACCCAACCAGACACGUGAGCUGGAGGAGAGAGUGAUGGAGCUGCAUCGUAACUACAGGGGAAUGAGUCCAGCAGAUGCAGAGGUGAACUUUCUAGAAAAUGCCAAGAAGCUUUCAAUGUAUGGAGUGGACCUGCAUCAUGCAAAGGAUUCAGAAGGAAUUGACAUAAUGCUUGGUGUGAGCGCCAAUGGUCUGCUAAUCUACAGAGACCGUCUAAGGAUUAACCGAUUCGCCUGGCCAAAAAUCCUCAAGAUCUCCUAUAAGAGAAGUAACUUCUACAUCAAGAUCCGUCCCGGAGAGUAUGAACAGUUUGAGAGCACCAUAGGCUUCAAGCUGCCCAACCAUCGGGCCUCGAAGCGAUUGUGGAAGGUCUGCAUUGAGCACCACACCUUCUUCAGGUUGGUUUCACCAGAGCCGCCUCCCAAGGGCUUCCUGGUGAUUGGCUCCAAGUUCCGCUACAGCGGGCGGACCCAAGCCCAGACCAGACAGGCCAGUGCUUUGAUUGACAGGCCUGCUCCACAGUUUGAGCGGUCCGUUAGCAAGAGGCACAUGCUGCCCCGAAGCACCGAUGGAGCCUCAGCUCUAGGCUACAGUAUGGACCAGCUGUCCCAGCGAAGCUCCAGUGAACGCACACAGUUCAUGUCCAGAGAAGACCUGGACCAGGAGGGCAGCCUGGACCUGGACCACAAUCAAUACCACAUUCAGGACCAAGACCAGGACCAGUACACAGAUCAGGAGCUUGAUGGUCAGGAUCAAGAUCAAGUUCAGAAGCAUACUUGGGGUGCCCACAUAUCAACACCCACUAGGACUUUGGAGCUCAAGGGUGAGGAGGAAGGCUCCCCUGUAGACUCAAAACCAGAGGAUCUGGCCACCCCUCGGCCCAAACAGGAGCAGCAGUUUUUGGAUAAGCCAGAAGAUGUUCUACAAAAGCACCAGGCCAGCAUCAAUGAGCUGAAGAGGGCUUUGAGGCAGCCUAACAGCAAGAUGGCCCAGAGGGAGAAACGCCUCUCCUCAGCUACUCCUCCUGGAGGAACCCCCGAGCGGAAAGCAGCGACUGCUGAUGCCAAAUUGAUUGACAAGCAGGAUGCUUAUGAGGAAGAGCUUGAUACUUGCUCUAAAGUGGAAAUGAGUAAGACCUCUUUUAUGGGUAGAGAUGCGUUCUUUGUGCCACCUUGGACUGAAGCAAAGAUGAACAAUUGUCAAACAGUCAGGGAUUCUUUAAAAACUCGACGUGGAACAGCUCUGAAACAGGAAACAGACUUUACAGCAACAGGACUAAUGGAUAUGAACCAGGUGGAUGAUACAGUAGCAACUAAUGGGCAUCACGAUUCUGUAUUAGCGAGGAAUGCCAUUCAUGAAAAUGGAUACGGAUCUCCACAUGACAAACAGGGGAGUGGAAUCGACAGAGACAUGAGGCAUUGUCAGUAUGAGCACAACAUUCAUCGAGAGAGACCAAAGAAUUUUGAAAGUCCAGUGGCUUUGGAUUCUCUCCCAAAAGGCAAAGGAGGCAGGAUUGAGAGUGACACGAGUCAUUGUGAUACUUGGAGAACAAAAGACCCGAGCCCCGUGGGAGAUUGCAACAUAACAGGGAACUCACACUCCGAAGUCCCCAAAAUAGUUCCUCUCAAGCCACAGAGAUCAAAGAAGUCUUUGAAUAAGGAGAACACAGGUGAUGAAAACCCUCAAAGUGGGUCUGAUAGAGGCAUUUGUGGUGUGACUGGGGAUGUACAGAUCACAAAAUCAAAAGACGGAUCCUUUGAGGAAGGGAGGAGAGUGGAUGACAAUGCUGUACUGCAGUCUGCCACAGAUGUUGUCAAGGAAAACUCAUGGGCCACCAAGUACCACAGUGGGGCUGCAAUGUCAUAUCAACAGCAAAGUUUACUACAUCAACAGAUUAAGAAUGAGCUGUUUGGACAACAGGAGCUCAGAGACUGCAGAGGCACAACUGGACAAAGUCUGUGGACAAGAGGAGGACAUGAAGAUCCUUUUCAGAUCAACUCCGAGAUUAAAGAGAAUCUCUUCCCUAGUUCCAAAUUUCCAACAGCUCCCCCUCGAACUCUCCCGCUGAAAACACAGUGGUCCCGAGAUAGACAGAGCAACGUGGACAGCAGCCACAUCCACCACAGGACGCCCAGCCAAGAAACAGCCAAGCGGAAGCAAGCGGACACACCUCCCACACCUGCUAUUCAUGAGGAACCUUUCAACGAAGCUUCAAGGGAACCGUGGGAGAGACGUCUAGGCUCCGUCUCCGAGGACGACCAGGACCACGAGAUCCUGUACCUGAAGGAGACCCACCUGGGCAUCGAGCGCAAAUGUUCCAGCAUCACGGUCAGCUCUACGUCUAGCUUGGAGGCAGAAGUAGAUUUCACCGUCCUCACGGACCUGCAUACGGGCAUGGAGGAGUUCUCCAGGGGCAUGACAGAGCUUGGGGAGAGGGGUGUGUCACCUGAUGUGGGUCUGUGCUUUGGCAUGGACUUCCUCCAGCAGCAGGGUCCCUCUGAACCCCCUCCUCCACUGGUGUCAGCCCCUCUGUCCAGAGGAGCCAGCAGCAGCCCUCCUGCCAAACAUAUUCAGGCUGAAGAAGUCCGACCAGAGGUCAAACGGUCAGAUGUGCAGCCUGUAGUGCCCAAAAAACCAAAGAGGUCAGUGCCGGUGUUGUCGUCAGUGGACAGAGAGCAGUCGCACAGAGAAGCCAGUCGCGUCUCCGCCAUCACACCGCUGAGCAGGGAGGCCAGUGAUGUCAUGCCCACACCGACGGUGAGGAAGACGGACGUCAGGACUGAGACUCAGCCCAACGGGUCAGAGGUUACCACCACCAUCGUGGAGUUCACAGAUCAGGAUCACGGUAUCACUGGCCUGAGUGAAGUUUCUUACUCUACAAGGCAGAGUGUUUCCCCUGUGCAUGUGAGCAGUCUUGCAAGAGAGGCAUCAGGGUCGCCCAUCCUCGUUACUGAGAAUGUUACCUCGGCAACCACUCACGUCACCAAGACGGUGAAAGGAGGAUAUUCAGAGACCAGGAUCGAGAAGAGGAUCAUAAUCACAGGAGACGAUGAUGUCGAUCAGGAACAGGCUCUGGCUAUUGCAAUACAGGAAGCCAAGCAGCAGCAUCCAGACAUGCAGGUGACCAAGGCAGUUGUUGUCAGGGAAACAGAAUCAUCCACUGAGGAUCGACACGGCGCAUCAGAGUCCUGAUUUCCUGAGACAAGAUCGCCCCCCUUUGGACCGAAAGUGUCAGUGCCCGACCUGAAAUUGCCAUCCACCAUCCCUACUGAUAGACUACUGCCAGUGGUGCUCAAAUGGAGUCUCUUGUACACAUUCACACACACACACACACACACACACACGCACGCACGCACGCACACACACACACACACACACACACACACACACACACACACACACACACACAUGUACACAAAGCUGAAACAAGACUCCUUUGAAAUCCUUUUAUUUCAUUUUUAUUCAAACAUUUCACUCUUCAAAUCAUUCAUGUUCAGCAGAGUGAUUUGGCAGGCUUAAAAAAAAAAAAGUUAACACUCAUGGUCCUUGAUUGGUCGACAAUAUGCCACCAGAAUUCCAAACAUCUGGAACAACUAAAGAGAAACGAUCUGAAUCCAACUAAAUUCCCUGCAAACCUCUCAAGCCUCUAUAUUCAAUCCACUUGCUUAAGUAUUCUUCAAAGGACAAAGGGAAUCUGUGCACUCAUUCACACUGUGGAAUAACCCAAGGCCAUAUGCCAUGUUGGUACCCAUCUCAUGCAGAAAGUAUCAUUUGUAAAAUAGAAAAAAAAAGGUCAUGCACCUAGGAGUGUCUUUUACAUGUCUGUGCUGCUGUACUGAAAAACAAGAAAUCAUUAGAUCCCUGCUGUGUGUGUUGAAAAAAAAAACUGCUGUAAAAACCUACUGUGUGUGUGCUUCCAUCCACAUCUAGCUCCAGUACUGUUAGAGGAUCCAGUGAAGCAGGGUUUAGUGAGAGCAGAAAUCCUACUUUUAGUUUUCACUCUUGCAUAGCCUGUCUAAAGAACAAAUGAGCUUUGUCCCACCCCCGUCACACUGACUGAUGAGGAUGCUCUGAGCAGAACGGCUCAUGUAGCGCCAACAAGGUCCUCUGGUGGUGUUCAUUCAAGUGUUCGGACCUCGUCUGAUCAAUAUACUUCCCUCUAUCUGUCUCACCUGAAAGAUUUGACUUCUGUAAAAUGUAUUUGACCAUGAUGUGUCAGUUGCUGCAUCAUGAUGGACUUUGAUUGGACUGUUAGAGAAUGGACUUUUAGAGAAUGUCUGUGUAUGUGUCUGGACAUUAGGAGCUGUUACACACAGUGUACCUGUCGUAUUUAUUCAAAUGGUGGCGAUGUAGUUUCUGAGCAUGCUGGUGUUUCAGAAUGAGCCCAGUUUCUCUCCUUUCCGAGCCUUUAGAUAUGCUUUCCGAAUUCAGCUGCAUAUAAUACCACUUCUGUAGUCAGUACAUAGAGUAGACUCACACCCUUGUUCAAGUCACAGAAUGGGCUGCUGCAUCAGUAAAACUAGUAUUUGAGAUAAUGUUUGCAUGAUAAUUUCUUGCAUUAUUAGAUUGUAAUUAAAUAAUAUGAAUAUUAACUCAUAGGAAGGAUGGAUCGUAAUGAUCAAGAUAUAAAGGCUGUAUUCAAUUUUGUAAGUAUUCACAAUUUGAAGUCAAAUCUGAGCUCUGACAAGUAAAAAAAAAAAAAAGGAAAUUAAGCUUCCUUACAGGAAAUGAACAGUAUUUAUCAGAAAUAGUGGGAAAUAUCAAGCACACAUACAUUCCUUUUGUUAAUCCCAAGAUCCAAUGACAGCACAGUGGCUACAGUGUCAUUUCAUUCAAGCCACUGGUGCUGUUACAUAUCUUUGUUUUACAUAUCGCUUUGCUUUUAAUUGAAUCCUCCCUUAAAGAAAGAAGUAGGCCUGUCAUGCCUACAUUCAGUUGUGGUAACUGAUAUUUUCUCACGGCUUUCUCACAUUCUCUUUAUCUUUUAACACACUCUGCAGAAAUGGUAUUAUGCAUCACAGCCCUUCCAAUACUCUUUCAAGCAAAGUACAAUGUUAUAAAUAAAAUAUACAGUAGGAGCAGAAUCUUUGGAAUUUUAGUUUUGUGUGAUUUGGUACAUGAAUGUUAGAGGGAUGCCAAAGGCAUGUACUGUAGUGUGCUCACUAAGGUAGCAGUCAAAUUGUACAAACUCUGAUUUUAUAUGAAAAUAUUUGUAUGAACAAGCUACUUUUAAUUACAGAGGUGCCAGAAAGUCAAAUGCAUAAACUUGACACGGCAAGGUUUCCCUUUAAUUAUGGUGUCUUUAACUUUACCUGCAAAAUACCUGUCCUCCUUGCAAAAGUCACAUUUUAUAUAUUAACCAAUACAUACAGAAGCAAAUUCAUUCAAUUGAGAAAAAAAAAUAUUAAAACUGUCAUGUCAGGUUUAUGAGGGUUUUACUGAGGUAUAACUUUGGCUUUCAGACACUAAACUUUUACUGUCAACGUUCACAUGUGUAGUGUUAUUCCCGUUGUAUUUCAUAUUUUGGUUCCAAAUCCUUUAAAGUGAUGAUCAAUCAUGGAUCUGGGUAUCAAAUUGGAAGGUGAA